UGGGUUUUGUUAUCAGUGCUUCCGGUAGGGUGGCGCGGGGCAAAGUCCAAAGUUGAAAUGCAGCCGGUCACAGCGCUCAGGAGAUCAACGCUUUAACCAGCAUUGACAUGUCUGAAGUGAGCAACCAGAUGCCCACAGACCCCAUCUCUGCAGUUGGAGUAAUCACUGCACCCAGCAAGGCCCCUGAUGGCUACUAUGUUGUUGCACAAACAACAGAUGGCUGUGAUGCCGACCUGUGGAAGGACGGCUUAUUCAAAUCCAAGGUCACUCGCUACCUCUGUUUCACCAGAAAAACUGAGCCUGACGUUGUUGUGGACAUGAAGCUGAUUGACAUUAAGGACGCGUUGCCAGAGGGCUUCACACCUGUGGGAGAAACAUGGGACACAAAGGAAACUGCCAUUAGGAAGAAGAGGCUCUGUGUGAAAAUCAGCCCUCGUGCGGCUGCUGUGACGGCGGUUUAUGACAUCCAGAUCACAGCGAAGUCCAAGUACCAUCUUGUUAACUACACCUGCAUAGGUGAGAUAAACAGUAUGGGGCUAUGGUACCGAAUUGGAGAUGUUUCUCAGCAUCAGUCAUCCCAGGCAACGUCCAGUACAGUGAACAAUGACGCUCCACCCAAAACAGCAAGGGCGAGGACCACGAUCAGGCCGGACUAUGAGCACCAGAGUAGUGGGAACUACACCAUGACAGCUCUUGACGAUGUGCCCUUUGUGAUCUCUGAGAAGUUUCAUGGAGAUCCCAAAGAGAUACAGCAAGUCAAUUUAAUGGGCAUUACGAUCAAAUCCCUGGCAGAGAUCGAGGAGGAAGUGAGUAGAGGCUGCAACGCUCGGCUGACGCUGACGCCGCUGGCCCAGAAUGCAAAGCAAACGGUCUUGGGGUUGUAAUUAAGUGUCUGAGACAGGGAGGCCCUGUUGGCUCCACUAAGCCCCAAUUGAAUAAAAGCAUGGCCAGGCUAGGCAGCCAUUCUCUCUUAAAAGCUUUGUCUCCUGUUCCAAAACACUUGACUUUUAUUCCCCAUUUCUUCUCUCAAACAGCUCAAUCCAGCACCUCGCACAGUGCUGUAGAUCUCUGGGAGAUGUUUUUCUGCGUGUUUUACUGUUUUUUAAAGUUUCCAAUCAGUUUCAUCUUCAGUAGGCAAAAAAAGUUAGAGAUCAUGUAGCAAAGCAAAUAAAAGUGCUACAAAGUUCUCACUCAUUUCUGAUGAAACACUGUAGCCUGCAGGCAUUCAUAGGAAGAAAAUCAUCUGUGUGCUGCCCGGGUGUUUGUCAGAGCAGGAGAAAGAAAGAGUUGGUGCGUGCGUGCGUGCGUGCGUGCGUGCGUGCGUGCGUGCGUGCGUGCGUGCGUGUGCUUUAAAGGGAGUGACAACCCCCCUUCUCUCUCAUUAGCACGGUAUCUUGGUAUCAGAACUGCCAGGAAGUGACAUACCACUGUAAAAGAACAGGUGCUGUUGGGUUUGAGAUGUGUUACAGAGCAAACACUCCCUCAUCAAACCGGGUGUCUGUUCUGCACUCUGCCUCUGUCUUCUGUCACAUACUAUCCAAAUCACACAGAGUCGCCAUCUUGUCACAUGGUCAUCUAAAUGAAGCUCAUUGUCAGCAAAGGUAUUAAUGGCGUGUAACCUACGUGUGUGUAUGUGUCUGUGUGUGUGUGUGUGUGUGUGUGUGUGUGUGUGUGUGUCUGUGUUUUCCAGGGUGAAGACAGGCUGGCUGCUCAUCCUAUAUGCUCUUGUCUUUUUUUUCUUUUCUUUUUUUUACCCCCUUCUUCGUCUACUCUCCUCUCCUCCUUCCUCUCUUCUCUGAGAGUGUGAUUAGCAGGAGGACACAUGGCGAGCUGAGCUGGGGAAGGGAAGGGGCAUGAGAAAUCAUUAAUUACAGCCGCGCUGGAGCUGAUGAAGUAAAUGUUAGAUAGUGUAACACACAGGAUUUAGUGAAGUGGACGACAGCACAAGAUUAAUGGUGGGGCCAGGCUGAUGAGGAUGAAGUCACAGCUUAGCUUGAUAAUUAGUUUCCAAGUGGAAACAUCCCUCACCAUUGUGUUAUUUUUAUUUCUGUCCUCUUAUUAUUAUCACACAUUGAUAUCUGCAAAACAUGAGAGGGGGGUAAAUAUAGUCAGUGAUAUUUUCGCAAACAUGCUGGGCAGCAGAGGUGUUUUGUUGUAGGAAGUGAUGUGAUUAUUGUAUUUUUUCUUUGUCUUGCUAUUUUUUGCUUGAUUUACUCUGUCAGUUUUACAGUCUAAGUGCAAUGUCCAAUAAGUUCUCUGUAUUAAAGGUUUCUGUUUCC
Molecule: messenger RNA, 2279 nt
Organism: Etheostoma spectabile (orangethroat darter)
Lineage: Eukaryota; Metazoa; Chordata; Actinopteri; Perciformes; Percidae
Product: multivesicular body subunit 12B
Exons: 9
Coding region: 108-884 (258 amino acids)
Biological process (GO): regulation of epidermal growth factor receptor signaling pathway; virus maturation; viral budding
Cellular component (GO): ESCRT I complex; late endosome
Source: RefSeq, a predicted model, not a curated record